Rotaria sordida is the source of this 273-nucleotide messenger RNA. The record is from the annotation of a GenBank genome assembly. NCBI's taxonomy places the organism in Eukaryota, Metazoa, Rotifera, Eurotatoria, Philodinida, Philodinidae.
AUGGAAAAUAAUAACUCACCAUUUGGUAAAAUAGGUGUUGACGGUUAUUGUGGGCCCACAAGUGGACCAAAUUGUCCAACAUGUCGCCAAUAUGGCGGUGAACAAUCAAAAUAUAACGAUAAAGGAAGGUUAGCUAAACAAGGUGAAACAGGUUUAUUCUAUUGUGGAACGAAAUCUGUGGAACAACUGACAGACGAAGGAACAUACAAGUACAUCGAGUGCGGACCAUAUAAUGGUCCUAAUUGUAUAUCUUGUGCUAAACUGCUUCAUUAA